CCUCCCUUCCCCUCUCUCUCUCUAGCGGGCGCCGAGCGCACAGCCGCCGCCGCCACGCGCCGCCGCAGAUAAUGCGUUCCCCCUGACAUGUGCCGUCGGCUGGGGGCGACCCGCCUGAUAUACCGCGCCCGCAUUUCCAACUACGUCAAGGCCGGCCUCGUCGACCGCGCCCUCCAGGUGUUCGACGAAAUGUCCCGCUCCGACUGCCGCGUCUUCUCCGCCGACUACAACCGCCUCGUCGGCGCCCUCGUCCGCCGCACCCGCUUCGACCUCGCCGACCGCUGCUACCGCCAGAUGGCCCUCCGCGGCUUCUCCCUCACCUCCUUCACCUACUCCCGCCUCGUCUCCGGUCUCUGCCGGGCCCGCAACCUCGCCCUCGUCGACCGGCUCCUCCCCGACAUGGACAAGCUCGGGUGCGUGCUCGACAUCUGGGCCAGCAACAUCUAUCUGAAUCUCCUGUGCGACGAGGAUCGCGUGGAGCUGGCCGUGGAAGUGCUGGACAGGAUGGUGGAGCUGGGCAGGGAGCCUGAUGUCGUGACUUAUACUAUUCUCAUUGAUGGGUUGUGUAAAGCCGGGAGGUUCGAUGCUGCGGUCGAAAUGUGGCAUCGUAUGAUUGGUCGGGGAUUCGUCCCGGAUAAGAUCGCGUGCACAGCGCUCGUCGUUGGGCUCUGUGUUGGUGGGAAGGUUGAGUUGGCUUAUGAUCUUAUAAUUGGUGUAAUGAAGGGCGGUCGAACUGAGUUUACUUGUUUGAUUUAUAACGCGCUAAUAAGUGGGUUUUGUAAAGCCGGUAAGAUUGAUAAGGCGCUGGCGAUUAAAUCCUUUAUGGGGAGGAAUGGAUGCAAACCCGAUUUGGUUACGUAUAACAUCUUGUUGAAUUAUUGUUGCGACAAGCUUAUGUUGGAGGAGGGAGAGAAGUUGAUGAAGAGGAUGGAGAGGGAUGGAUUGCGACGUGAUAUUUAUAGUUAUAAUCAAUUUUUGAAGGGCCUUUGUAAAGCAAAGCAGCCCGAUCGUGCUUACAGGCUGAUGGUGCAUGAGAUGCAAGUAAAAGGGUUAUGUGAUGUUGUGUCAUAUAAUACACUAAUGGCAGCAUUCUCUGAGGAUCGUCGGACUCGAAGGGCUUACAAGCUAUUCGAAGAAAUGUGUGGGAAGGGAAUUGCACCAGAUGUUGUUACAUUCACGAUUCUUAUCAAUGCUUUCCUUAGAGAUGGCAGUUCUGAUAUUGCAAAAGAACUUCUCGACAAGAUGUCAGGGAUGAAUAUAUUUCCUGAUCGAAUUUUGUAUACUACUAUUAUUGAUCACUUCUGUAAGUCCGGUAAAGUUACCAUAGCUCAGAACAUAUUCAAUGACAUGGUGGAGAAAGGAAUUUGGCCAGAUGUGGUUUUGUACAAUGCUAUUAUCAAUGGACUUUGCAAGUCUACUAGAGUAAACGAAGCAAUGCAUGUGUAUGAGCAAAUGCAAGCUAGGGGAUGCCAUGCUGAUGAAGUAACUUAUAAGUUGAUUAUUAGUGGACUCAUUCGUGAAAAGAAGCUCUCCAUUGCUUGUAAAGUAUGGGAUGAAAUGAUGGAGAAAGGAUUUACACUUGACAGCUCUAUUUCUGAAACGCUCAUCAGUGCAAUCCAUUCAGUAGAUUCUGCAGGAUAAAAGGUUCAUGAUAGUUUAAAAGCUGCUGCAUUUCCUUUUUACUUUCUUCGAAGCCUGGGCGAGGACAUGAAUUUGGCUAGAUUUUGGUUUCCAGCCUUUUUUGUAACGAUGAUGUCGUUACAACAUGAGAUAGCCCCCAGUAGAUGGAACUCUUGCUACAUAUAUGGUGAACAGCUUUACUCAUGAGUUGUCUGCACCACUGACAUAAGUGGCUGUUGUUCAUAAUAAAGUGGAUUCGUGGUGGUGCAAAGUGAGCAGAUGAUGCCACUCUUAAGUGGCAAAAUCCAUCCCAAGAAAGUCUGGGGAGCAAUAUUGAUUUGUCAGAUGAUCUACCUGAAGCAUUUCUUUUGCUUACUUCCAGAGUAUAUGCUUUACAGCUGUGGCUUGAAAAAUUGGAUGCUGGCUUGUUUCAGGAAGAAUUUCUUUGUUGUUCCUCCUUCAGAGACAAUCUUGAGUUACUCUUGGAGGGGGAGUGGUCUGGACCAGACUUUUCAGUUGUUAAUUAUAACAGAAAAGGACGCUACACGAACAAUUGGGGAAUUACCUUGCUAUUUCUCUGAAGCAGAUUAGAUGUUGAGUCCUUUCUGUUAUCCUAUUGGCAUAAUGUGCCUAAAGGAGUCUAGUAACUCCAUGAGGCUGCCUUAGCUCUUUAGAGCAUCUAGACUGGUUGUAAUCGUUUGUAGGAUACGGACCUGAAGCUUUCAGAUGAAAUAAUUGGAAGACAAUUUGAAGCUGAUGAAAAGAAGUGGAUGACUGACAUGAAGCAAGCAGACCAUUGAAGUUUCUGAGGACUUUCCCCUUACAUGUUUAGGGAAUGAAGAAAGAGGGAAGAAGGAGAUGACUUAUGUGCUUCUGGACAUAUAUCGACAAGAGAAAUUUUUUUGAUUGACGUGCAAAGGUCUUAUGAGAUAGAUAGAUUGCAUCAUUUCUAAACCUUUCCCAGUUCAUUAGAUCCCCGAAGGAAGCCAGGGCACUUUUGAUGGCUGGGCCAAGUGGAGCUCACAACUGAUGUUGCAAGGAAAGUCACAAAAAUCCUGAAUAUGCUGAUGGCUGCUGGUUUCAUAGGAAUUGAAAGGCCGAGCUGAAGUUGCUUGAAGCUGAUGACGCAUAGAGUUGGAGAAAGAGACUCAGGAUGCCCUCCUCAAGGGUAUCUGAUGAACAGGUAACGGUGCGGACAUCAUGCACUCUCUCUUGCAUUAGCCCAAAAAAAUAAAAAUAAAAGUAAAGAACAGAGCAUCAAAUCCUUUGUACGAACCUGAAGGAGUUGAUUCUUUUUGCUCGGCACCUGUCGGGAUUUAGAAUAGUUAUUCCGAGGUAAGGAGAGCAAUUUCUGGUGAUCUUGCUAACUUUUUAUUGCUGCCAAGGUCACAUGGGACGCUCGAAGGUUUUUUAUCACUGUUCUACACUUAGAUCGCGCAGUAUACUGCCGGUCCCUUAUAGUAUUUUCUUGCUCUUCCUAAACCUUUUCCUUUCUGCUGGCUGCUAUUGAUUUAAGUCUGCAGAACAAAAAUUGGGUAAACAAUACGUACUAGCCAUGUCUUCGUGCUUAGCAUACAUGUAAAGAAACGCUGGUGUUUAUGAGAUGCUAGAAAUCCUUUGAUGAUUUGAAA
Messenger RNA from Eucalyptus grandis, 3251 nucleotides. RefSeq names its product pentatricopeptide repeat-containing protein At1g13040, mitochondrial-like. Gene Ontology annotation, molecular function: protein binding. The record is from RefSeq and is a predicted model, not a curated record. Lineage: Eukaryota; Viridiplantae; Streptophyta; Magnoliopsida; Myrtales; Myrtaceae. The coding region runs from base 88 to 1641 and encodes 517 amino acids. The transcript has 4 exons.